This is a messenger RNA of Larimichthys crocea (large yellow croaker), 6446 nucleotides long. It is a transcript of the gene slc44a1b, whose product is annotated as solute carrier family 44 member 1b. NCBI's taxonomy places the organism in Eukaryota, Metazoa, Chordata, Actinopteri, Sciaenidae. The record is from RefSeq and is a predicted model, not a curated record. The transcript has 16 exons. Bases 522 to 2555 code for a protein of 677 amino acids. Gene Ontology annotation, biological process: transmembrane transport. Gene Ontology annotation, cellular component: membrane. Gene Ontology annotation, molecular function: transmembrane transporter activity.
GGACAUUUGAACAUGGGGACUUAUGGAGACUGACUCACUUCUGGAGCCAGCCUCAGGUGGACGUUAGAGGAACUGCAGUUUAAGUUUCACUUCAUCUACACAUUUAUAGAACACCACAUAGACAAAAUGCUUACACUGUAAAAACUGCUCUGUCACUUAGAAGUUUAUUAAUCCAACAAAUUAACGAGUCUAUUUUCAAAAUGAAGUGUUGAUAAGAAAACAGUCACACACACACACACACACACACACACACACACACACACACACACACACACACACACACACACAGCCUGGUACAACAGUAAACAAUAAGACAAAAGCUCUCUUGUCCUCUGCAGCCAGUUCAGACCCACAUCGCUGCUGUCCUCAGUCUGACAGUAACACCAGGACCGUGCAGGACUCUGUAGGACCGUGCCGGACUCUGGAAGACCGAGCAGGACUCUGGAAGACCGUGCAGGACUCUGGAAGACCGUGCAGGACUCUGGAAGACUGUGCAGGACUCUGUAGGACUCUCCAGGAAUAUGGACCCUAAGCGUCUGUCGUCGAGCUCUCAGCAGCAGGUUUAUCUCAGGAGGAAGAGGACAAAGAGAGAAUGGAGACCGCUGGAGGACCGGAGCUGCACCGACCUGCCCUGGUUCCUGCUCUUCACCGUCUUCUGCGUCGGCAUGGGCAGCAUCUGUGGCUUUACCGUGGUCACUGGUGGCGCCGCUCGCCUCGUCUUCGGAUAUGACAGCUACGGCAACACGUGUGGUCAACGCAAUGAGUACAUGGAAGGCGUCCGGCUCAGCGGCCUCGACCACACGGACAGGAAGUUUGUCUUCUUCUUGGAUCCGUGUAACAUCGACAUCGUCCAGAGGAAGAUAAAGUCCAUGGCUCUCUGCGUGUCUCUCUGUCCCACCGAGGAGCUGAAGACCUACCAGGACCUGAAGAGGUUCGCCAUGCUCAAUGGUUCUGAGCUGUGUUCGUAUGAGUUAGCGGGUCAUAAAUAUCCCGGUCUACCUGAGAGGUUCUCCAAAUGUCCCAAACUUCCUGUUCCACCCAGUAAGCCACUGCCGGUGUUUAACCGCUGCACGCCGCUGGAUGUUUCCUGUUACGCCAAGUUUGCGGAGGCCGUGGUGACGUUUGUCGGUGAUAACAGCGUUCUACACCGGCUGAUUGCCGGCGUGGCCGCCAGUAAAGAGAUCAUCAUCGGACUGUGUGUCCUCGCUCUGGUCCUGUCUAUGAUCCUCAUGGUGAUCAUCCGUUACAUCUCGGCCGUCCUCGUCUGGAUCCUGACCUCGCUAGUCGUCCUUGGAUCCCUCGCGGGGACCAGCGUCCUCUGGUGGCUCUACAUUGACCACCGGCUGUAUGGAAAUGACACGAGCACUAAAGUGACGAAGGAGGUGAAGGAGGAGGUGGAGGUGACCAGAGACAGUGGACAGGCGCUGCUCGUCUACGCCGCAGCUGCCACCGUCUUCACGAUCAUCCUGCUGCUGCUGAUGCUCUUCAUGAGGAAACGAGUCGCUCUGACCAUCGCUCUGUUCCACGUGGCGGGAAAAGUCUUCAUCCACCUCCCCCUCCUCACCCUUCAGCCUUUCGUCACCUUCCUCGCCCUCCUGCUCUUCUGGAUCUACUGGAUCCUGGUUCUGCUCUUCCUGGGAACCAGCGGAAACCCAGUCCAGAACGAGGAGACAGGGCUGACAGAGUUCAGACUGACGGGUCCUCUGCAGUACCUGACGUGGUACCACGCGGUGGGUCUGGUCUGGAUCACUGAGUUCAUUCUGGCCUGUCAGCAGAUGACUGUGGCUGGAGCUGUGGUCACUUACUACUUUACCAGGGACAAGAACCGACUCCCAGUGACCCCGAUCCUGUCUUCGGUCCUGAGGCUGGUCCGGUAUCACCUGGGCACCGUCGCUAAAGGAUCCUUCAUCAUCACACUAGUCAAAAUUCCCAGACUCAUCCUCAUGUACAUCCACAACCAGCUGAAAGGAAAGGAAAACGCCUGUGCUCGCUGUCUGCUGAAGACCUGCAUCUGCUGCCUGUGGUGUCUGGAGAAGUGCCUCAGCUAUCUCAACCAGAAUGCAUAUGCAGCCACAGCCAUCAACAGCACCAGUUUCUGCACGUCUGCCCGUGACGCCUUCGUGAUUCUGGUGGAAAACGCUCUGCGCGUCGCCACAAUCAACGCCGUGGGAGACUUUGUGCUCUUCCUGGGGAAGAUCCUGAUCGUGACGUCGACGGCGUUUGCUGGCGUCCUCCUCUUGAACUACCAGCGAGAUUAUGCCGAGUGGCUGCUGCCUCUGAUCAUCGUGUGUCUCUUCUCCUUCCUGGUGGCUCACUGCUUCCUGUCCAUCUUUGAGAUCGUGGUGGACGUCCUCUUCCUCUGCUUCGCCAUCGACACCAAGUACAACGACGGCACUCCGGGGAAGGAGUUCUUCAUGGACAAAGCUCUGAUGGAGUUUGUGGAGAGCAGCCGGCGGUUGGAGCGAGCAGUGGAGCGUGGGCGGAGCCGAGUGAAGGAGGUGGUGUCGGAGGGGGCAGAGAUGAAGCCCAUGGCUCCGGGGACGAGUUCAGCUUGACCAAAAUCAGCCAAUGGGACUUCUUUAAAGAGACAUUCCAAAUGUUUAUUUUUACCAACGUGUAACAUGUUUACUAUGGUUUCACUCCAGGGAAAACGAUAUUUUAAUAAGAAACUACGUAACAGAGUAAUGAAGCACUUUAUAUCGCAGCGCUGCAGAUUUUAAACCGGCUGAUGCAUUUUUUCGUAGUGAUGUCGUUUUUUAUAAAACUAAACGUCUCAUUGGCUCCACUCACCUUUUUCGUUACCGUGGAGACGAGCUGCAGAUCACGUGACGCAAACUCCUCACCUGGACUCCAUGUUGGAUCAGGAGCGCUGUGAUGUCAUCAGAGGGGGUGGAGUCUGUGGACAGGUGGAACGGGGGCCACAAAGCUCCACGUCUGAUUGGUGGAUGGGGUCAAAGGUCAGACAGAGAGGCUGACGGGACGCACUGCGAGCAUGUUGACGAUACAUCUGAUCGACUGGAUCAAUCUGAUCGGGUCGGACUCAUCCAGUGGUCUGGUUCUGGUCUGCAGGACAUGAAUGAACACAAACAAAUAUUUAAUUAAUUAAAGUGUCUGACAUCAGAGUUCACAUCCUGUCUGGGGACUCCAGGUUCAAAGGUUCGUGGUCCAAACUGAGUCCAGAACUAUAAUUCAGUUACAUUGUGCCAAUAUGAUGUCUACUGCAAUGUUGUAGUGCUAAAGACCGAUAUCAAGACAGCUUCAUGAUUUAAUCUCAAGUCUCUGGUGAAGACCACGACUGAAGGGUAUCACUGGUUUAUUCAUCAACAUCUUUACUGUGGCUGGAGGCAAAACUUCCUGCUUCAAAUGAAACUUUGACUAAUUUCUAAUUUAAAAUUGUUGUUCCUGUUCACGGCUGUCCUCAGAUUCACUCUGAGGACAGCCUGAGAAGAACCAGCACCACCCCCCGAACCACAAAGUUCAUCCAAGAGUCCAAUAUUGAAAAUACGCCUCACCCUCAAAAGAUCUAUCAGAUACCUACGUCUGCUACAUACUCUCCGGUCUUGGUCUUUUCUUUUCUUGUCGUUUCUUAAACUGAUCCGAUCAGUAAAAACAAUCCACUGAUGACUGUCACUGACAGUCAAUGUCUGCAGUUGACUCCCUUGUUCACGUUGUGAAAUGGCUUCUGAUUGGAUGCCACAGAUGUUACCUAGCAACAGAUUUUCGUUGGUGCAGACAAAGUACAAAUCUUUGAUUUCUAAUUAUUUGAGUUCAUGUUCUGCAGACCGCAUCAGUCCAGACGGGUUUACAGGGUAAACAUGGACCCACGACACACUUCCUGUCUGAGAGGCGUCGUCAUAGAAACUAAGUCUAAAUAGUCAUUGGAACAGGAACCUGAUUGGCCGAAGGCUGAUGAAGGCCUGUUCAACAGUCGACGUUGGCGUGACGUGUCGUCGCAGUGAGACACCAUGGUGGACAGCGAGGUGAGGCUCACACAACCAACGAGGGUCAACACAAAGACUUCCCAUCAGCCUCGGGCUGGACAACACUGAAAGAAAAGCUGAAAAUUCACCUAUUAACGACUCUCUGUCGGUCACAUGACUCUCACCUUGCAGGUCAUGGCGGUCUGUUGGGUGUCCCCACGGAGGUCUUUACAAACAGUCGCCUGCUCUUCUUCGCUGUCUGAGAUCUCCACGACGUGACGUCAAAGUGUCGUUUCUGAUAGAAAUCCAGAGAAGAAGAAGGUUGGAGACGUGUAGGUGGAGCUUCCUGUGGAUGUGGCGGCUGAGUUCAGACAGUCAGCAAUAAAACAAACUGCAUCAUGUGACCAUGACAAUGACAUCGAGUCUUCCUGCUUCUGUUCGUUCAACAUGUUUAAAGUUUGGUGACGAACACGUCAUCUCAGACAGGAAGUGGACUGUCUGAGGUUUAAUGUUCGACAAUGCCAAUGCAAGGCAACUGAUUGGUCAACCUGAGUCGAAAAUCAGUAAGUCGACCUUUGAAUCAAGUUUGUGCGACACUUCCAGAAAGAGGUGAUGCCAUCAGCAACGUCCCAUUAUGACUAAAUACUGACGUGUGACAAAGGCAGGACAUCUUGCUGAGACCUGCUGCUGUUGCCCAUCCUGGUUGCCCAAAAUGUUGCCUUGUUGCUCUGCAGGCUGAAUCCAAAUAUCCAGGCUUUCAGUUCGAAUCCUUGCAGUCACUGGGUAAAACGAGUUACUCAUUUCCACGGAGACGAGUUUAACAAAGUGAUAAUAAAAUAUGACAGCGGCUCGGCUGACGAGCUGCCGGUUCUUCUAAACACAAACUCAGGACCUAGAUCAUGUGACCGUCAGACAGGUGUGAUAUGAGUUCAUUUACCUUUUUUUAUCCAAACACUACAUUACCCAUGAGCCUCGAUGGCGAAUCUGUGUUAACAGACAUGACCCAGUUCAAAUGUGCGAGGAGUCCAGACGUUUGCUUCAGUCCAAUCAGCUGUGAUGGAUCUGCUGACGUGAUGAAGAACUUUGUUCUUUGUGCAGUUUGAAGUUUCGGCUGCAGCUCGUGUUUUCAGGCUGCGACUGUUCCCAUCAUGCACCUCUUCACAUGAAAAGAUGAAGCGCUCAGAGUUUCAGCAGCACAAAGACGACCUGAUCGGUCUUCAGGUUGUCCUGAAACUCUGAACGUGACUCUGAAACCUUCCGCAUGUUUAAAGGACGCGGUGCUCCAAGCAUGUUAACUAAUUGCACUAAAGACGAGUUCAUUCAACACUGAUGACCGUUUGAAGUAGCUGUAAAGUCUCAGAUCAAGUGUUUGUAGCUCAUUAACACACACACACACACACACAAUGUUUAAAUUUAACUUCUGGACGCCGUCACACAGCAAGGCCGUUACACACAUUUAGUUUGGAUCAUGUGACUGCUGUUGCUGGGCGGACUAACCUGCUGACUGCAGGUACUGAAGAGUUUUAUUACAACAUCAGAGAAAAAUGACUGAACUGAUUAUUUAAAGUUGUUCAGUUUUCAGCCUGUUGUCAUGAAACUUUUCGGCUCCUCUGUGGCCUGCUGACCAAUAAUCUGCUUCAUUCAAACAAACAACCAACCAAUCAGCACACAGAGGAGAAGCUCCGCCUGCUGCAGGUUUUGGGUGAACAGGUGAGCUGUGGGGUUAGGGAUGCUCCAAUCAGGAGGUUCAUACCAAUUAUUGAACCAAUGUUGUCAUAAUCACAUGAUCCAACUGGAUCAAUCAGACUCUUUGAUCAGUGAACACAUGAAGUCAUUAAUUAUUAACAUUAUUAUUAUUAUUUAAUCUAAUAUGAAGGAAUUUAAUCUGAAGUAAACAAGUUGUUUUGAACAGAACUUAACGUGUGAGGAAACAUUUUGUAUUCAACCACAGAAGAAGAAACUCUGCUGUUGGCAUAGCGACUAACAGAACUACAGGUGACAGACUGAGCUAACUGCUAACAUACGAUGCUAGCACUCGAGAUUCAAACUAAGUUGUAACACGUCAGAUCAGCAGCUGGAGCGUCCCUAACUGCAUUCACACUAUAUUUUUUAACUUUAAUUAUUGGUUGCCAUGGUUACUAUAUUUUAAAUAACCCUCGUUCAAUCUGACGACUGUUUUAAGGCUUCCUGACCAACAACGUGGAGAAGCUCAUCCAGACCCACUUUGCAUGUCCAUGUUUUCCCGCUCUCUAUCACAGUGUGAAGAAUCAGCUGAUGACGAGUAAAAAUUGAAAACUGAACUCUGACUCUUAACUCGUCUUCACGUGAAUAAAAACUGAAAGUUUAACUUUGACUUUCUUCACACGAGCGAUGGCAUUCAUAGGAAAACCACGUUUAGACUUUAGGUCAGGUGUAACACUAGUGUUUAGGUUUUCUCUGCAGUAAGAAGUUGUUUGUAACAUUGAAAAACUUUUUCUUUGUUCUUGGUUGACUUUUUUAUAUUUAUCAUUUCUUAUGUAUAUUUGU